Molecule: messenger RNA, 384 nt
Organism: Geodia barretti
Lineage: Eukaryota; Metazoa; Porifera; Demospongiae; Tetractinellida; Geodiidae
Source: the annotation of a GenBank genome assembly
AUGGUGGGGACCCGUCUGGUCGGAGCCGCGCUGGAACGAGUGGUCUUCGAGCGAUGCCACCUGAGCCUGGUGUUCCUGCACGACGCGGUGCUGUCGCACUGCCGCUUCGUGGGCUGCCGCCUGUCGGCGGUGAUCCUGGCAGGCAGCGAGCUCAGCGAUUGCCAGUUCGACGACUGCGACAUCCAGCGCUGCAACUUUCUCGCCGCGACCAUCUCGCGCACGCUCUUCGAAAGCUGCGACCUCACCUCCUCGCGGUUCAUCGGCGGCACGCUCCGGCAGGUGAUCAUGGACGACUGCAACCUCCAUCACGCCCAUCUGGAACUGGCCGACGUGGGCGACCUGGCCACACCCGGCUCCAACCUCGCGGAGGCGCAUCGCCGCUGA